Messenger RNA from Trichechus manatus latirostris (Florida manatee), 1915 nucleotides. It is a transcript of the gene SEL1L2, whose product is annotated as SEL1L2 adaptor subunit of SYVN1 ubiquitin ligase. The transcript has 18 exons. Gene Ontology annotation, cellular component: endoplasmic reticulum membrane. NCBI's taxonomy places the organism in Eukaryota, Metazoa, Chordata, Mammalia, Sirenia, Trichechidae. Gene Ontology annotation, molecular function: protein binding. Gene Ontology annotation, biological process: ERAD pathway. Bases 83 to 1807 code for a protein of 574 amino acids. The record is from RefSeq and is a predicted model, not a curated record.
CACAGACCUGAGAAGAGGAAACUUGUGGGCCAGCCACCUAGUUCAGCCUGUGUUACAGUGAGGAAGAGCUGCUUAGGAGAAAAUGAAGCCCUUGUCCCUGUUAAUAGAGAUAUUGAUUCUUGGGGUCACAAUUAAAAAUAUUGAAGCAGAAAAACAUCAUAAAAAGCAAAAAGAAAGAAAUGUCACCACACAGGUAUCAGUGAAUGAAAUCAAACAACUUUUAUCACAUAUAUUGGAACAAAGAAAAUUGAGUAAGAUAAUCAAUGAAAGAAAAAAUCUCUUAGAAAAAAAGAAGAAUCAAAGUCAAAUAAGAAUAAGAGGAAUUCAGAAUAAAAAUCUGUUGAAGAGACAUAAAAAUCAUGUAAAAAGUCAAGCAAAGAAAAAUGUCACAGAUGAAGGAGACCAUCUGUUUAAGAUGGGCAUCAAGAUUCUCCAGCAGUCUAAAAGCCAAAAACAAAAAUCAGAAGCCUACUUAUUCUUUGCCAAAGCAGCUGACAUGGGAAACUUGAAAGCUAUGGAGAAAAUGGCUGAUGCUUUGCUAUUUGGAAAUUUUGGCACGCAAAACAUAACGGCAGCUAUCCAAUUAUAUGAAUCCUUGGCUAAAGAAGGAUCAUACAAAGCUCAAAACGCAUUAGGAUUUUUGUCUUCUUAUGGAAUAGGAAUGGAAUAUGAUCAAGCCAAGGCACUAAUAUAUUACACCUUUGGAAGUGCUGGAGGAAGCAUGAUGUCCCAGAUGAUCUUGGGGUACAGAUAUUUGUCAGGAAUCAAUGUUCUACAGAAUUGCGAAGUUGCCCUAAAUCAUUACAAGAAAGUGGCAGAUUAUAUUGCUGACAAAUUGGAAAAAACUGAAGGUAUCCCAGUGGAAAAAGUGAGACUCACCGAAAGACCUGAAAAUCUGAGUUCUAACAGUGAGAUUUUGGAUUGGGACAUAUAUCAAUACUAUAAAUUUUUGGCAGAAAGAGGAGAUGUUCAGAUACAAGUAUCUCUUGGACAAUUACAUCUAAUUGGGAGGAAAGGUCUAGAUCAGGAUUACUACAAAGCAUUAUACUAUUUCCUAAAGGCAGCAAAGGCAGGGAGUGCGAAUGCCAUGGCGUUUAUAGGAAAGAUGUAUUUAGAGGGGAAUGCUGCAGCACCCCAAAAUAAUGCUACUGCCUUCAAAUACUUUUCCAUGGCAGCCAAUAAGGGUAAUGCAGUUGGUCUCCAUGGGCUUGGUCUUCUUUACUUUUAUGGAAAAGGAGUUCCUGUGAAUUAUGCUGAAGCACUUAAAUACUUUCAGAAAGCUGCAGAGAAAGGAUGGCCCAACGCACAGUUUCAGUUAGGUUUCAUGUACUACUCUGGCUCUGGAGUAUGGAAGGAUUAUAAACUUGCCUUCAAAUAUUUUUACUUGGCAUCUCAGAGUGGGCAUCCCCUAGCCAUUUAUUAUCUGGCCGAGAUGUACGCAACAGGAACAGGAGUUUUAAGAUCCUGCAGAACUGCUGUGGAGAAAAGGCUAAAAUUCUUGAGAAAGAGAAGAUGUAUCCAAUGGCACUUCUUCUGUGGAAUCGAGCUGCCAUUCAAGGACAUUCACUUGGCCAGGAGAUUAUAUGACAUGGCUGCUCAGACAAGUCCAGAUGCACACAUACCUGUCUUCUUUGCCCUCAUGAAACUGGAAACUGUGCAUUUCCUCCGAGAUAUCCUGUUUUUUAACUUUACAGUGAGAUGGAAAUGGAUGAAAUUGGAUGAUACCCUUGGACCAUACUGGGAUUUAUUUGUGAUUGGCCUGAUUGUUGCCUUGCUGAUCAUCUUGCUUAGAAAUCACCGUGGGUAGGAUCUGAAUCAUGAGAAAUCCUGCUCUGUGGAAACAGUUCACUCCAAGGCAUCCUUGCUAAAUAAAGAAUUUCCUCACCAAAAUCAAGUCAGCUCCAGAUUGCCUACA